AUGUCGGUGUUGGGUAAUACCGGUACCAAGCCUAGAAAUGUUAUACUCCACAGCCAAACAGCACCCAUUGAAUACUACAACUACAGAUCUCUCCAAACAUCCUCUCUAAGUACUGCAGAGCCAGUACCUACCCGAGCACCCAGGACCCCCCAUGCUCACGCCCCAAUGACAUCUACCAAGCGAGGAUUCAUCAUGACACCAAUUGACCAGGGCUUCAAUGACAUCGGCUCGUCCCAAUCGAGCUUGUUUUCCAUUGCCAUACGUUUCCAUCCCAACCCUGACCCUGACCCUGACAAACGGUCAUCCCGGGAUGACGAUGUUUCAACGGCCAGGGUCCAAGCGGAAAAACUCAGCCGGAAAAACUCAGUUAGCGGGGCGUGGCAUUCGCUCCGAGCCUCCCUUCCCGCGGCGCAGUUGACAGGCCCUGGCGCGGAUCCAAGCCAAGAGAGGCUUAAGUCUAUCCCUACAGCCCUAUGGCAGAAUAGAUCACCGUCUCUUUUUGCCGCCGUGGGGUGA
Molecule: messenger RNA, 516 nt
Organism: Morchella importuna
Lineage: Eukaryota; Fungi; Ascomycota; Pezizomycetes; Pezizales; Morchellaceae
Exons: 2
Coding region: 1-516 (171 amino acids)
Source: RefSeq, a predicted model, not a curated record